AGUCAACUGUCACUUUCAAAUCAAAAUUGUCAAGUGUCAAACACUUGGAAACUUUUUUGGUUAUGUGGAUACAUUUUGUAAAAAUAGUGGAAAAUAUCUAAAUUCAUUAGAUAAUCAAGGAACAGAUUUUGUUACACAAAUUUUUCGAAAAUGUUCCAACUGAGCCGCAUAAUUCCAAGCACUUCAAAAUGCUGCAAUGUGUUACCUUCGUUAUUACGUUUCAAUAAUUUCGCCCUAUCGCCACCCUUCACGGAGUUGAAGAAUUCCCAGGAUGCUGAAGAUAUUUCUUUGAAGCCCAGGGGAAAAUUGAACAGUGUAAUUGGCAGUCCAAGUAAUCAUAGCGCCAUGGUUGCAGAGGUGUUUGCGUCUUUAAAUUCGGAGGAAAAUAACUUGAGAACACCCUACACAGAUGCCAGACUGGAAAAAGCAAAAAAUAUUGAUGAACUGUUAUCUGUAUCGCAGGGUAACGGGGUUUCUACGAGACAUGCUCUAAAGGUCGUAUCCAUACUGGCCGACUGGACAAAUGCUGGUAAAGUUGAAUUAGCUGACUUCGAAAGGGAUUCACGGUUUAUAAGAUUAUGUAAACUGUUAACAAAAUCAGGAGGAAGUCACAAACCCUCCAAGAUUAUUAUGUCUCGAAGUGACGACUUGACUACAGUUCUAAGUGUCACUGCUGACGAUGAAGCUGCUAAAAUGGUGGAAAAUAUAACGUUAUCACAGAUGGUCAAGGUGAUGCAAACUCUGUCGUUGAGAAAGCGAAGAUCCAUUUUAUUACUCAGAGCCUUGGCUUACAAUAUUACAGGAAGUACGGACCAGCUGAAUUUGAAGCAAUGCAGCGACUUGUUAUAUAGUAUGGCUACUUUGAAUUUUCCAGAUGAAAAUUUGUUAUCGAGAGUGGGAGGUGACAUUUGUAUAGCGCUUGAGAAGAAUAUAAAGAAAGGUUCAGUUGUAGGAUCGAUUUUAACCAGUCUGGGGCUUAUGAAGUACAAGAAUCCCGGAUUACUGGAUAGCCUCAGUGAAUGGAUGGUUAAAAAUGACAGUUCUUGCAGACCUCAAGAUAUCUUCAGUUUAUUGAUGACUCUGGCUGUGCUUAACUAUUUUCCCACGAAUUCUGAGAGGUUCUUUGAGGUACUGUUACCACAACUGACUCCUUCAGAAGCUACAUCACCUGUCGUGUGGCUAGAAAUAGUUUGGUCUCUGGUUUUACUGAAUAAGGCCUCUAAUGAACAAGUAUCCAGUGUGCUGAGUGAGGAGUUUCUCAAGAAGUUAUCAGAGGACUCAUCCAGCACUUCAAUCAAACUGAAGUUACUGAACAUUGACAGUGCCGCGCAGUAUUUACAGAAGGACUACAAAGGUCCCAGGAUAUCGGAAAAUUCUCCAAUAAGGAUAACACAAAUUUCGCACACCAAAGAGAAGUACCAAAUGGUGAAUUCUGUUUUGGACACUUUGAAGAAUUUAAUACAGUCGGAAAAACUCAUAAGGACGAAAGUUAAUACUGGGCUAGGAUUUUUCAUUGACGCUGAAUGCCUGUUAGAUAAGAAAUGUAGUCCAGUGCCGUUAGAACAAGUGAAACUCAAUAAGGAAGCAAGGAGGGUUGCAAUUUUGACGUAUGACUAUCAUGACAUGACUCGUGGCAGAGUGGAACCUACUGGAAUCAACGUUUUCGCCACUAACAUUCUACGUAGCCAAGGAUUCAGGAUAGUGACUGUUCCCUAUGUAGAAUACAGGCCCAGUGAUAAACUAGUGCAGAGAGUCCAGUAUUUAGAAUCGAAAUUGAAAGAAAUUGUGAAAUAAUGACUCGUUUGUUAUUUGUAGGAAUUCUGUUUAUUAUUAUAAUUUCGUUUGUAAUCUGCCUGUAAUUAUUUAUGAGAAAUAUUUCGUUGAUUAUAUUGAAUCUAUUGUUUAA
This is a messenger RNA of Leptinotarsa decemlineata (Colorado potato beetle), 1906 nucleotides long. Its product is annotated as FAST kinase domain-containing protein 4. Gene Ontology annotation, molecular function: RNA binding. Gene Ontology annotation, cellular component: mitochondrial matrix; ribonucleoprotein granule. NCBI's taxonomy places the organism in Eukaryota, Metazoa, Arthropoda, Insecta, Coleoptera, Chrysomelidae. Gene Ontology annotation, biological process: mitochondrial RNA processing; regulation of mitochondrial mRNA stability. The record is from RefSeq and is a predicted model, not a curated record.